Magallana angulata is the source of this 4139-nucleotide messenger RNA. RefSeq lists its product as uncharacterized. The coding region runs from base 17 to 3961 and encodes 1314 amino acids. The record is from RefSeq and is a predicted model, not a curated record. NCBI's taxonomy places the organism in Eukaryota, Metazoa, Mollusca, Bivalvia, Ostreida, Ostreidae. The transcript has a single exon.
UUCAUUUUUUUAGAUUAUGUUUGCCUUUGUGGUUUUUCUGGCAGCAGUUGCCUUCCUUAAUGCUGCCCCCAAACACAUAGGAGAGACAGAUCUUACAGCGCAGCCACUCUCAAACAACAUCACAGCACACGAUAAGCGCGAUGAGGGGUCGUAUCUAUCUGCGUUGGAAAAAGCAAGUGAAAAAGAGGCUUCAGUACUCGCAAAAUAUAAACAUACCAUCGUUCUUUUUGCUAAAAUUGCCAAACAUUUGCCAGUGGAGAAGAGGGAAAACAUAACAAAUACAUUACGAUAUAUAUUUUUAAAAUUGAAAAAAUUCGAAGAUAAGUCUUCCGCCGCAGACGAUGGUGAUUUGAAAAAGAGCUUUGAGGGCAAGAAACUGAAAGAAUUGAAUAUCAACAAAUCAAAAUCCAUUGGUAACAGCACAUAUUUAGAGUCCAGACACCAUGUAGACCAUAGUGCAUUGAACAACAAUACUGAUAAUUAUCUGAUCGAUGUACUUUCAAGCAAACAUUUAGACGCAAAAGCGAAACAUUUCUUAAAGGAUUUACUACUAGCAAAGAAAACACACUCACAAAUCAGAUUGCCCCCAAUACAUCCUUUAAUGUUUGAAUUUGACAACGAAGGAGUAAAACGAGAAAAAAUUAAGAAAGAUGAGGAUAAAAGUGAGGAAGAAUAUGAUAACGACAAUGACAAACAACAUGAGGUGAAAAUAGAUUCAGCUGGCAGGACUGAUUCAAAUGAGGAUCCAAUCUCUAACUUCGCACAAUUUCCAAACGGAAUCCUUUUUGAUGAUGAAGACGUAACUCCUCUACAGACAAAUCAAAAUAUUCUAUCAGUGUCGCAAGUUGCACCAGCAAGUUGGAAUCAAUUUCAACCUGAAAACAUAAUGCAUAGGAACAUAAAUCCAGAGAUUGGUUUCAAUGAUCUCCUAGCAAGCUCUACGCAAAUGGAUGAAAAUAUAAACCUUUACAACGAGUUGACAGAUAUUUUUGGUUUCCCGGAGAAAGAAAUUGAGGCUGUUGAAAAAAAGCAAGAGAGAAGAGGCGAUCUCACAAAAAACACUUUUUCAAAUCAUGCAAUGCUUUCAAACGCCGUUGAGAAAUUUUCUGAUGAUAAUAAAAACAAGGAUGACAGCAAAGAGCUUAAUGAAAAGUAUGUUUCUGAGCAGUUUGUACAUUCAAACUCUAUUCAGAAAGCUAUGGAAAAUACAAUUCAGUUCGAAGAUAAUCAUGCCAGGAAUCUCAAACGCUCACAAAACGUUAAUCCGUCGUCAGAUACAGGGUCAGACCGUAACUUAGUACACCAUCUAGCUAAAUCAGAAAUACCAGAUACCUUCCUGGCUAGUUCUUUGCAAAAAAUUCACACAUUGGACGCAGACGGCCAUUUCAAAGAAAUUCCGGAUCCAGAAAAAGAAAUAAAAGCGCUUGAAAAUCUACUGAAACUAGCAGAAGGAUUUUCUGGACCUAAAAAUCAACAUUCACAAUCCUUCCAAGAUCAAAACAAUUUUUUUAUACCACUGGAUGAGGGGCAAAUGUUUUUGCAAUAUUUGCAGGGUGGUGGUGAUGAUGCAAUUAAAGAUGAUGAGCAAGAAAGUGAAAGUGAGGAAGAAAAUGUAUUACAAAUAAAUGUUGAAAAUAGAAACGGGAAUCGUCUCCUGCAAAGAAAUUCUGCAAACGAAGGCGACAAAGAAAUUUCACCACAAUCGAGUUCAAAGAACUUAAUUGCAGCGUUAUUUCCAAUGGAAAAACAGCCGGAGGUCAAUGUUAUUCAAUUUUCAGGCAGUCAAAAAGAGCAGAAAGAAGAAAGUAGCGAAGAGAUGUUUAAAGAAAAAGCAAGCAUUUUCAGACCCGAUGUUUUAGCUCAAAGCAGAAUCUUUGAAACGGAAAGAAAUGACGUGGAACUAAAUACUGAAAACUCUAAUGAAAGUGAGGAGGCAGGCACUACCAUUGUUCUUUCAGCUAGACAACAGGGACAUCACCAAGUAAUUAGUGACGUUCAAAACAAAAAAACCUCAAGUAAUUCAAUAAGCAAAGAGCAGGAUUCAAGUAUAUCAGGAAGUAACGAGCAAGAUUCUAGUAACUCGGGAAGCGACAAAGUAGGUAUAGGUAAUUCGGAAAGGAACGAGCAGGUUUCAAGCAUUUCAGGAAGUAAUGAACUGGACUCAAAUAUUUCAGGAAUCUCCAAGCAGGAUUCAAGUCAUUCGACGAGCAUUGAGCAUGACUCAAGUAAUUCGGGAAGUAAUGAGCAGGACUCGAGUAAAUCAGAAAGCAACGAACAAGACUCUAGUAAAUCAGACUCUAGUAAAUCAGAAAGCAAUGAAAAAGACUCUAGUAAAUCAGACUCUAGUAAAUCAGACUCUAGUAAAUCAGACUCUAGUAAAUCAGAAAGCAAUGAACAAGACUCUAGUAAAUCAGACUCUAGUAAAUCAGAAAGCAAUGAACAAGACUCUAGUAAAUCAGACUCUAGUAAAUCAGAAAGCAACGAACAAGACUCUAGUAAAUCAGAAAGCAGUGAACAAGACUCUAGUAAAUCAGAAAGCAAUGAGCAGGACUCGAGCAUUUCAGGUAGCAUUGACCAAGAUUCAAGUGAUGAAAGUCAAGAAAGUGAAGACAGCGAAAGUCAAGAGACACGACCUGUCGUCUUUCCUCCUAUCAAUCAUUUGGAUUAUAUUGGGGACCAACUGACUCGAAUUGAUGAAUCUAAACGGGAACGUAAAAUAAGAAAAGAUGUGAAGCCAACCAAUGUUAUUGUUAGAGAUCAUAAACCUGAUGUUUUACCACGACAACCCUUUCCACACAACGAUAUCCCAAAGGAUGAUUUAGUUUUCCCAAGAGUUCAGCCAAAGAACGAGAAGCGUUACGUUCCGAAUUUGCCUGAAGACAAAAGAAUCUUGCUCGAUAUACCAGUUGAUAAUCCAGUUAGAGAGAUUAAUUCUGACUGGAACUUUGAUGAAGUUGAUGAUGAUCUAAAUUUGGUUACGCCAAUAGCGAAUGACGACGAUCUGUUUAUUGCCAUUCAAAAUAUUGAAAGGCGUCUUCCAAAAGACAUGGAACGAAAUAAAAGGCAGAACCUUUACAAAAAGAAAACAAAUUAUGGUUAUAAUGGCAUCAUAAGGUUAACAUCAAAAUAUUCCAAUAGAAAGGGAAUCAAACAUAAAAGAUAUUCAACAAAAUACAAGAAGAUUUUACCAUAUACAGAAAAUUUACAUAGAAACGAUGUAGGUUACAUUGAACCAGAAAUUUUCGACAGAUUUUUACCAUAUUCUGAUGAUACUGACGAGUUCAGGGAAGGUCAGAUAUACAGGGACUCCUUUGGGUACCAAGGCCCAUAUUCCAUGUAUAAAAAAUCGACACACAGUGGUAACGGUUUGAUUAAACUGACUCCAGAAGAACUACACGAGUUAAAUGUAAUAUAUAAGGACUCCUUAAGACACCAAAGCUUGGACUCAUUGUAUAGAAAAUCAAUGCACAGUGGCCACAGGUUACUGAAACUGACUGCAAAAGAACUACACGAGCUAAAUAAAAUAUACAUGGACUCCUUAGGAUACCAGAGCUUGGAUUCAUUGUAUAAAAAAUCGACGCACAGUGGCAACUUGUUACUGAAACUGACUGCAAAAGAACUUGAAGAACUGAAUCAGAUAUACAGAGCCACCAGGAAAUACAGACCAGCCCCGUUUGCAAAAUCUAGGAACCAUCACUAUUCAGUUCUUCAAAGUCCCCAUCGCAUACUGAACGAACAGAUUCGGGGUAAUGGAGACCGAAGCACUGAUAGAAUAUCUUAUGGUGGAAGAAGUUUGUUUGGAAGAAGGCUUUUGGAAAGAAGAAUAUUUAACGAAGAAAUGACGAGACCCAGACACAGGGCAUUCUCCAGACAAGGAUUUCACAGGCACCCCAGAGCAAAUCAUUUAUCGGAGAACAGGGCCUAUUCCUAUCCAGACAUAAAUACAAGAAGGCAACGGUGAUGUCUCUAAAACUUCCAUUGCUUCAUAUUUAAUUUCACAUUGUAUAUCAAUUAUUGUCAGACCUUAUCUCAUCUUCAACUCUUAUUUAUUCAAAUUUUUGAAAUCCCUCACUUCAUUGUGUUUUAUUUUUGUUGCCAUAAACGCCCUGUUAAGAACAUGAUGUCAUUAAAGAGUUCAA